AUAUACUCUCCUAGAUCGCGACAGUAACGGUUUGGUUCGAAUUUCAAGACUUAUUUCUCAAUUCGUCGUUAAUCAUGGGUUUUUGUGUCAACGGUGUUAUCCUUCUGUUAACGGCUGCUGCGGCUACGGAUGCGGCGAAGUUGCCAAGUAACUUCGGGAGAUGCAGUAAAAGUGACCCCAAGAUGCCAGAAUGUUUAAGGGCCAACGUCGAGGACGCCAUACAAAAACUGAAAGAUGGAUCAUCGGAAUUGGGCCUGAAGAGAUUCGAGCCUCUGGACAUCCCCGAACUGAUAAUAGGCGAAGGAAAAGGUCCCGUCAACGUAGUCCAACAUUUCAAAGACGUAGAACUGUACGGCUUGACUGGAUCUAAAGUGCAGAGAGUAAACUUCGACUUCGACAAGAAAGAAAUGCACGCUAGAUCCAUCACUCCCGAACUCAGACUACAAGGACAGUAUUCCAUGAAGGGAAGGAUUUUGCUUUUGCCCAUUGUGGGGAGUGGACCCUGCAAUGUCACUCUGAUAAACACGAAGAUCAACCACACCCUAAUCGCAGAACCGUUCGAGAAAAAGGGACGGACCUACUGGUCGUUCAAAGACUACACAGUCACCUUGAGACCAGAACGAGUCAUCUUCAAAUUCGACAACCUUUUCGAUGGUGAUUCCAGGCUAGGCGACGAAAUCAACAAGGUUCUCAACGACAACUGGGACGAGGUGUUCACAGAUGUCAGGGAAGGAUACGAGAAAAGCUUCGGGCUUAUCUUCCACGGUCUGGCCAACAGGGUCUUUACACGAGUGGCUCUUAGCGAUAUUUUCUUGGAAUAAAUACUGUGGAAUAGAUGUAGAAAUUGUAGCGUAUUCAAAUUAGUUGAUAUAACUCUGUUUCUUUUUUCUUAAAUUUAAAAAUAUGUCGUUUCUAGAACUAAUUGUAAGUGUCCCGAAAAAAAAAAACAGGAAUUACGUAUAUACUGUACAUAACUUGAUAUUGUUCCAGCAGCUGAGUCGAAUUUGUACUUGAAUUAUACUAGAACUGAAUACUUCCUCUAAAAAAAAAUAGUUUCAAUGAAACUAUUAAGUACAGUUUUAAAAUAAUUGGCCAAAGACUUAUAUACCGCGUCCACUUUUGAUACAAUUUUUUAUUUUUUUUUACGCAACGUACUCCGAACUUCAAAAUUAUCUCUAACACACGAGGUGUUCCAUUCGAGGAUUAGGACAAUCCAUGGCGUGGAAAAACAUUAUUGUGUAAAUUAAACAUCUUAUAAACAUAAACUAGAGAUUAUUGUUAUAUUCUGUAAAGAGUAUGGGAUGUAGUAUUGAAUAAAUAGUAAAGAGCAA
Molecule: messenger RNA, 1331 nt
Organism: Anoplophora glabripennis (Asian longhorned beetle)
Lineage: Eukaryota; Metazoa; Arthropoda; Insecta; Coleoptera; Cerambycidae
Product: protein takeout
Exons: 5
Coding region: 75-821 (248 amino acids)
Source: RefSeq, a predicted model, not a curated record